This is a messenger RNA of Aegilops tauschii subsp. strangulata, 1395 nucleotides long. RefSeq names its product early nodulin-like protein 14. Lineage: Eukaryota; Viridiplantae; Streptophyta; Magnoliopsida; Poales; Poaceae. Gene Ontology annotation, cellular component: plasma membrane. The record is from RefSeq and is a predicted model, not a curated record. Gene Ontology annotation, molecular function: electron transfer activity.
AUGGCGUUGACUGACUCGUGGUCGUCGCCGACGCAAUUCCGUGCAGCGAGCGGUGAGGGGCGGCGAUGGAGGUACAACCGGAGGGGAGCUAUAACCGUCGCCCGUGGAGCUGCAAUCGCAGGCGCAGCUGUUGCAUGGAUUGGUAGUUUUGACUACAACCAUUCAAUGGCGAGAAUGGCCGGCGAGGGUGGGGACCCACCAGGAGGACGGCCGGCGAGGGUGGGGACCGACCACGAGGACGGCCGGCGACGAGAACGGCCAUCGGAGGGGACUGCAGGCGCGGCGACGAGGAUCCUGAGCGGGAGUUGCAGAUCCAACCCGAGGAAGAAGAAGACGUGGGCGAACGUUGCGUUGCAUACCGCAUACACAUCCACACACAAGCACAUACUCUUAGCUGCUAAGGCAGCGCCGUUGGUGAGUUUGCACAUGACUGGCAUGGCGGCGGCGCGGCUCGCCGUGGCCCUCCUACUGCUGGCGACGGGCUGUGCGGGGCGCGACAUCGUCGUCGGCGGCCGCGGCGGGUGGACGGCGAACCCCGCCGAGCCGUUCAACCACUGGGCCGAGCGCAAUCGCUUCCAGGUCAACGACCGCCUCGUGUUUAGGUACAAAGGGCAAGAGGACUCGGUGCUGGUGGUGAGCCAGAGCCACUACGAUGCAUGCAACACCAGCGACCCCUUCAUGCGCCUCGGCGGUGGCGAAUCCGGCUUCGUCCUCUCCCACUCCGGCCCUUACUUCUUCAUUAGCGGCGACGCCGCACGCUGCCAGGCCGGUGAGCGCCUCAUCGUCGUCGUCCUCGCCGUGCGUACCCCUUCGCCUGCUCCUUCAACACCGCCGCCACCACCCAAGUCACCCCCCUCGUCGCCGCCUCCCGCUCCGGCAGCUGCGGGGAAUUCUUCUACGUCGCCACCACCGGCGCUAGCUCCGCCGGCUGCGGGAAAUUCUUCCACGUCGCCACCACCAGCGCUUGCGCCGCCGGCUGCGGGAAAUUCUUCCACUUCGCCGCCUCCGGCGCUAGCGCCGCCGGCUGCGGGGAAUUCUUCCACGUCGCCACCUCCAGCAAUAGCGCCGCCGCCGGUAACGAAUGGUACGGUGUCGCCACCGCCGAGUUCGCCAUCGUGCGCGUCAGCCUUGCGGGGCGGUUUCUUGGCGUGCCUCGUGAUAGCCGGAACCAUAGUGCUAGCUUGAUUUGGUCGAUCGGUCCCUCCUGCUGCAUUGGAUUGUGUUUGAUUUGUUUCCAUUGGUAUAUCUCCAAAUUUUAGGAUUCUGUCGGAUCAAAUAACAUUGUUUCCUUAUUUCAUCGUUAUAGCGCGAGUAAGGGUAUGUAAUCUUUCAUACUGUAGUAUGUAAUUCAGCCAUUACGCCAGAUAAUUAAGAUGGGUGAUUUUGCUUGUUGAA